Crotalus tigris (Tiger rattlesnake) is the source of this 5302-nucleotide messenger RNA. It is a transcript of the gene REV1, whose product is annotated as REV1 DNA directed polymerase. Gene Ontology annotation, cellular component: nucleus. Gene Ontology annotation, molecular function: damaged DNA binding; DNA-directed DNA polymerase activity; deoxycytidyl transferase activity. The coding region runs from base 1044 to 4769 and encodes 1241 amino acids. Gene Ontology annotation, biological process: error-free translesion synthesis; error-prone translesion synthesis. The record is from RefSeq and is a predicted model, not a curated record. The transcript has 23 exons. Lineage: Eukaryota; Metazoa; Chordata; Lepidosauria; Squamata; Viperidae.
UUAAUAGUAACGUUUGUUGCUUCGUAGAUUGAUUAAAGGGAAACAUGCAUAAAAAUCCAGUUUCUUUGCAUUUAAUUGUGUGGACUGAUACAGACACACGAGACCGAUCCGUGUAUUUGUUUGAUUAGUAGUAGUAGCUAGUUAGGCCAGGCGCGCGUAGGAAAUAAACCCGGCGAAGCUCGCUCGUGAUUGCAAGAAACCCUUGCAAGCGCCGCCUCCGUUUUGCUGCAGAAAAUCACGCAAGCGUCCCGACCGAAGCCAAGGCAGGACAUGAAUGAGCCAGCAGGCUAUUCUGAGCUACAGUUCGGCGGAGACAUGCUACGGCUGCGCGUAUCUGGAUCCAUCUCGUCUAUAUAUAGCACUCCCCUCCGUGUACUAGUAGGGCUAUCCCUCUCCGCUUCCCUUUCUAUUUGUGAGCUUGGAAGGAGAGCUUCAGCGCUGGAGCCUAGACGCUUCCACUCCCCUCCUUUACGGGGCGCUGAAACUUGGCCCUUCUAGCCUAUGGAGAGCGCACAGCCCUCAGCGCGAGAGAAAGAGGCGGGAAGAGGUCAGGGAAAGAGGGCGAGAAGCCGAAAGAAAAAGGAGGGGGGAUAUUUCCCCCUUCCCCAGACGUCACAUGAUGCUCGGAGACCGCUUUUUCUUCAGAAGCUCUCGCCCGCGGCGGAGAGGAAUUCUGUAUCUGCUCACGGUCGCGCGAGUCCUCAGUGCCUCUCGCCACCAGAGGGCGCCGCCUCAGGGCAAGAACGACCUGCUGGCGCGAACGAGCGAGCAUCGUCGAUCGUAGGAAAAGGAGGGAGAGGCGGGCAGGAGCUGUUGAUUACGCGACACUUUCUGCGCGCCGUGCGUGACGCGGCGUUCUGAGGGAAAGGGGAGGCCGGAGGAAGAGGCGGGGGAAGGGGUAAUCAGAAGCGGCGAAAGCAGGCGAGGAGAAGAAGCGCGAGCGGCGAACGGCGAACGCGGAGGGGACGCGAUGUGAAAUCCUGCGAGGCCCGGGAGGGCUAGACGGCGAUCCCGCCUGCAUCCGUGACGAGAGAAGGUUCACUAUGAAGCAAGGUGGAUGGAGAAAACGAGCCAGUGAUAAAGAUGGCUGGGGGAAAUGGGGAGGAUAUAUGUCUGCUAAAGUCCAGAAAUUGGAGAAUCAGUUUCAUUCAGAGGCAGCUCUGCAACAUCAGAAAGAUGAAAAUUCAUCCAGCAUUUUCAGUGGAGUUGCCAUCUUUGUCAAUGGCUUCACAGAUCCUUCUGCUGAUGAAUUGAGGCGGCUAAUGAUGUUGCAUGGAGGACAAUAUCAUGUAUACUAUUCUAGAUCCAAAACAACGCACAUUAUUGCUACAAAUCUUCCAAAUGCCAAAAUAAAGGAACUGAAGGGAGAAAAAAUAGUUCGACCAGAUUGGAUAAUAGAUAGCAUAAAGGCUGGACAACUCCUUUCAUAUAUUCCUUAUCAGCUUUACACAAAACAGACAAGUAUUCAGAAAGGCCUCUGGUUUAAUACUAUAUGCAAGCCUGAAGAUUCAGUUCCAGGUCCUAGCAAUAUCUCUGUGGGACUCAACAGGGUAAAUAGUCUUGUAAAGAAGCAUGAAGUAGAGAAUGAAAUGAAAACAAAUGGAGUGAGUAAAUCAAAGAAAGAAGCUGAAACUACAAGGUUCCUGGAGCAAGCUCUUUCCAGAAGCAAACAGAAUGGAAUACAUCAGAAAGACAACUUUUCCAUUUUUAAUGGACAUAGUCAUAGUUCCAACAGUGCCUUAAAGAUGCAGGAUGGUUUGCUACACUUAGACAAAAGUGUUAUAAGCAGACUGUCUCCUCUGCAUGAAGAACUAAAAGAAAGCACUGAUUUUAGAGACUGUUCUACGCAGCAUUUGCAACAAAGCAACAGAAACACUGAACUUUUAAGAAAUGUGCACAGGACUAUGAGUCAUUCAUCUUUUUCAUCUUUGCACAGUAAUAUUAAAAUAAAUGGUGCUCAUCACUAUACUGUUCAGGGGCCUUCAAGCACAAAAAACACUACUUCAGUACCUGAUCCUAAUAAGGAAGAUUAUUCACCUUUGUGCAAAUCUUCUAAUGGCAAUUUCAUUUCAGAUUUUUAUUCUCAUUCAAGAUUGCAUCAUAUAUCUACCUGGAAAUGUGAAUUUACAGAGUUUAUCAACACAUUACAGAAACAAAAUAAUGCUAGCUUCCCAGGAAGAGAAAAGUUGAAAAAAAAUAAAGCAGGACAAUCUACAAUAAAUAAAGCUGACUUAGAUAGUACAUUCUUUUUGAAUUCAGCCAAACAUCAAUGUUGCAUAAUGCAUGUGGAUAUGGACUGCUUCUUUGUAUCAGUUGGUAUCCGAGAUAAACCAGAUCUAAAAGGAAAACCAGUGGCUGUUACAAGUAACCGAGGAUCAGGAAAAGCAUUGUUACGUCCUGGUGCAAAUCCACACCUGGAAAGGCAAUAUUAUCUGAAUAAAUUGUUGAAAGGCAGAACAGAAAUUGAUGAUGCUGACUCAACAGAUGAUGAUAAUCAAGAUUCUGCUGAAUUGAAUAAAAGUGAUUUUGAUAUUUCCGUGUCAUCAAUGGCAGAAAUUGCAUCUUGCAGUUAUGAAGCCAGGCAAGCUGGUAUAAAGAAUGGAAUGUUUUUUGGGCAAGCAAAACAGUUGUGCCCAAAUCUUCAAGCUGUUCCCUAUGACUUUCAUGCAUACAAAGAAGUUGCACAAACUAUGUAUGAAACAUUGGCAAGCUAUACUCAUAACAUUGAAGCUGUCAGUUGUGAUGAAGCACUAGUAGAUACCACUGAAAUCCUUGCAGAGACUGGGUUGACAUCAGAGGAGCUAGCAAAUGUUAUUCGUGCAGAAAUUAAAAACAAGACCAAAUGUCCUGCUUCAAUUGGAAUAGGUUCAAAUAUUUUACUGGCCAGACUGGCAACUCGCCAAGCAAAACCUGAUGGGCAGUAUCAUUUAAAGCCUGAAGAAGUAGAUGACUUUAUCAGGAGCCAGCUAAUUAUACAUCUUCCAGGAGUUGGAAGAACAAUGGAAUCUAAGCUAUCAUCUAUGGGGCUAAAAACUUGUGGAGAUUUACAGUGUAUCACAAUGUCAAAGCUUCAGAAAGAGUUUGGACCAAAAACUGGACAAAUGCUGUAUAGAUUCUGCCGUGGUUUGGAUGAUAGGCCAAUUCAGAGAGAGAAAACAAGAAAAUCUGUUUCAGCUGAGAUCAAUUAUGGUAUAAGAUUUUCGCAGGCAAAAGAAGCAGAAGCUUUCCUUCUGAGUCUUUCAGAAGAGAUCCAGCGAAGGUUGGAAGCAGCUGGUAUGAAAGGAAGACGACUAACUCUCACAGUCAUGAUCAGGAAAGCUGGAGCCCCAGUAGAACCUGCAAAAUUUGGAGGGCAUGGAAUUUGUGACAGUGUUGCCAGGACUGUGACUCUCAACCAUGCAACAGAUAAUGCCAGAGUGAUUGGGAAAGAAAUAAUAAAUAUGUUUCACACAAUGAAGUUGAAUAUUUCUGAUAUGAGAGGGGUUGGAAUUCAAGUGCAUCAGCUAGUUCCAGUUAAUAAAGCAAUUUCCAUAUCUUCCUCUAACACUUCGUUGCCUUCUGGGUUCUUGCCUGGUGGAGCUGAUUCAAUUAUUGAUUUUUUGCAAGUUCCAAAAGUUGUGAAGAAGUCCAAGAAUAAAGAAGAAGAACACAAGGAAGUGUUUUUGGCUGCUGUGGAUGUUGAAAUAUCUUCUACAUCAAAAGCAUGCACAGAGUUACCAUCACAAGCAACUAAACUCCAUCACAUUACCAGCAAAUCUGAGCCUAAUACCAGUUUGAAUGGCUUAUAUCCACCAAUCAGUAUAAAAUCUAGGCUUAAUUUAAGUAUUGAAGUGCCAUCAGCUUCCCAGCUUGAUCAGUCUGUUUUGGAAGCAUUGCCUUCUGAUCUUCGAGAACAAAUAGAACAUGCAUAUUCUCUUCAACUAAUAGAUGCACAUGAUAAUAGCAAGAAGGAACCAAUAAAUGGAUACAAUACUAGCUUUCCAUCCCAGCCUGCUGGAACCGUUCUAUUACAGAUGCCAGAUGAGAAAGAAUCAAGCAGUAAUGCUGGGAUUAAUAUAAUAGCACUCCCAGCAUUUUCACAGGUGGAUCCUGAUGUUUUUGCUGCCCUUCCUUCAGAAUUGCAGGAGGAACUUAAACAAGCAUAUGACCAAAGGCAAAAUCAUGUAGAGAACAUAUUACAGCAAACAAGUGCCACUGCAUCAAAGAAUCCGGUUACAAAAAGUAAGAAAAGAACUAGAAAGAAAAUCCAGGUCAGCCCAGUAAAAAAGAACCUUAGUCCUUUCAAAAACAAGUGUUUGGGUAACCCUGCAAAAAAUAUGGUUGUUUCUGUUGGAAGUCCUCAGAAAUUAAUAGAUAACUUCUUGAAACAGGAAAAAGCAAUCAGUGACAAUCCUCAGAUGGAAGAAAUACAAGCUAUUACAAAUCCUUCCAGUCCAUCUAUUUCACAGCCAUUAUCGUCUACCACAAUUUGGCCUCAAGCACCUAAUCUAGCAGGAGCUAUUGAGUUUAACGAUGUAAAGGCCUUGCUUAAGGAAUGGAUUACAACUAUAUCAGAUCCCAUGGAGGAAGACAUUUUGCAAGUUGUGAAGUAUUGUACUGAUCUGAUAGAAGAAAAGGAUUUAGAAAAGCUGGAUCUAGUUAUAAAGUACAUGAAAAGGCUAAUGCAGCAGUCUGUAGAAUCAGUAUGGAACAUGGCAUUUGAUUUCAUUCUUGACAAUGUUCAAGUUGUUCUGCAACAAACUUAUGGAAGCACAUUAAAAAUUAUCUGAUCUUGUAGAAAAGGAUAUGGCAAGAGCCUGGAGCUCUCUGAUAGCUGUACCAUAAGUGCUUGUGAGGUAUUUGCAAAGUGCAUGACAUUAAGCUAAGUUUUUAUAAGUUGAUUUUUUUUUAAAGGAGAAGGUGUUUUGUACAUUUUCUUUCAGCAAAGUGCCAAAAUUUGUCAGUAUUGCAUGUAAAUAAUUGUGUUUAAAUUCUUUUAUUAUAGUAUAGAAUCAAUUUACAAAAUGUUUGUUUAUAAAAGUUUUAUGGAUUUUUACAGUGAAGUGUUUACAAUUGUUUAAUAAAGAAUUGUAUGUAAUUUGUACAUAUCUUGUUUCACUAGUUUAAUUUUCUUUCCUAAAUGCUAUAAAUUUGAACAAUUAAUAUUAGUUUUCAUAUUUUCAUUGGCUAAACAUUUAUUUUCAUGCUCAGUUAUUUCACAGUGGCAGAAGGCUCUCUGAAAAGUGCUUAUCUAGUAAUUUGGACUUUUUAAAAAAAGAAAAUCAUUAUUAUUGGAGUAUAAACAUGAACAACAAAAUCCUGG